CAGCUAUCUGACGAGACGGUAGUUUCAUUUUCAAGCUCAAUUCAUAGUUGGUAAUUAUUGAUUUAGAGAGUUUAUCUAGUUAGAGUCAAGACAUGAAUUCAACAUGUAAACUAUUCCUCGGCUUGAUGGCUUGGUCAUUGCUGAACAUAGUGGCUGAAGCAAGAGAUGGGCAAUGCGAUGGACUUCCAGUUGAAAGACAGUCACCAAUUGAUAUAAAGACAUCUACAACUAAAUGCUCGGAGAUGGGCAGUAUAUAUGUUCCAGAAACUACAUGCAAUGAUGUACGUCUAGUGAAUCAUGCAGGCCAUACUGCUCAAUUGGAACUGGAUGAAUGUGACUACACAAUAGAAAGUGGGCCUUUUGUUGGACAAUACAGUAUACUCCAAGCCCAUUUUCAUUGG
This is a messenger RNA of Owenia fusiformis, 401 nucleotides long. The record is from the annotation of a GenBank genome assembly. NCBI's taxonomy places the organism in Eukaryota, Metazoa, Annelida, Polychaeta, Sabellida, Oweniidae.